Molecule: messenger RNA, 1131 nt
Organism: Sycon ciliatum
Lineage: Eukaryota; Metazoa; Porifera; Calcarea; Leucosolenida; Sycettidae
Exons: 1
Coding region: 1-1131 (376 amino acids)
Source: RefSeq, a predicted model, not a curated record
AUGGCGCCCGUGCUGUUUAACAUUUUCAUGUGGGCCGUGGUAAGCAGGUGGCAGCAGCGCGUUAGUUGUGUACCUGGUAUUGGUUUCAGUUUCUCGCACAUUUCUGAUACUGGUAACCUCUACAGGAAGUCUCACCGCACCGACCCUGUCACUACCGCUACGGAGGCUCAGUUCGCUGAUGACUCGGCAUUGGUCUCUACAUCAAGAGCUGGUGCUGAGGACGCAUUGGCAACCUUUGACAACACGGCGUCCGAAUUUGGCCUCGCGGUUAGUGCCACAAAGAUAAAGUUUUUGGUUGCUGGUGCUGAUGUGUCUGCUGCUGACCGCGUACCCCUCAGUCUAGCUGGUGUCGACAUUGUCUGUGCCACCGAAUUCAGGUAUCUGGGUUCGGUAAUUCACAGCGGCGGCCUUUCAUCCUGCGAUGUUGACUCCCGCAUUGCGAAUGCCUCCCGAGCGUGUGGCGCUUUGCAAAAGUCCAUCUUUGGCAACAAGCACCUUGACCUCCACAUCAAGAGUUGUGUGUUCAACGCCUGUGUCUUGUCGCUCUUGCUGUACGGUUCGGAGUGUUGGACGCCUCUUCAACGGGAUUUGCAGCGGCUCUCUGUCUUCCACCACCGAUGCAUCCGCUCGAUCAUGGGAGUGUCUCGCCAACAAUGCUGGGAUGACCACAUCACCAAUCACCAACUACGUGUGAGGUGGGGUGAUCCCGACACCAUCUACACGAAGGUGGAGUACCGCCGCCUUGAAUGGCUCGGACAUGUUGCUCGGAUGGAGGACCACCGGCUGCUGAAGCAAGUUCUCUUUUGCACGCUUCCGUCGCGUCGCCCAGCUCAUGGCCCUCGUCGGCGCUGGAAGGAUUGUAUUAUGUCUGACCUUCGUUCUCGCGGCCUCGAGGGGGAAUGGCGAGCUGAAUGCGAGUUGCGUUCCACCUGGCGCUCGGCGUACUCAGCACCAGUAGAUCCCCAGCAUCCCCCCCCCCCUCCCGUCAUCUGCUACACCUGCGAUCGACAGUUUGCACGCCUCAGUGAUCGCGCAGGCCACAAGUGUAAGGUUGAGCGUGCAAAGCCGGUUGUGGAGCAGAAAAGGUGCAUGCCAGUGUGGAGAGUGUGGCCGUUGGCUGAAGUCCAGUGA